Peniophora sp. CBMAI 1063 is the source of this 999-nucleotide messenger RNA. The record is from the annotation of a GenBank genome assembly. Lineage: Eukaryota; Fungi; Basidiomycota; Agaricomycetes; Russulales; Peniophoraceae.
AUGUACGGCGAUACUCGGCUCGAUCUGAUCCACGACGUUGUUGCAUCAAAGCACGAGCAUGGGAUUCUCAUGUACAUCCUGAAGUCUGAAGAGUUGUGCAGACGUAUUCAAGCGGUUGCUAUCCGGUACAACAAUGGUGAUCCCGCCGGGCCGAACACAUUUCGUGCCUUCGUUCGAUCCUGCUACCACGAAGGGCACUGUAGGCCCCGCAUACCUUUUGUACCCGGCGCCAUCGCAUUCUACGCUCGCCCAGAUCUCAAAUGCUCCAACGUCGCGCAUACGUACACUUCGACCAGCGGUCAGCAGUGGUACAUACUCGACGUGGCCGCCAACGACCUAUCGCGCAUAGUGCCUUUGGGCCUUUACAUGCCAUAUCGCGAGCUUGCCCCCGGCCGCACAGCGAGUAUCCUGGACAGUAUCGAGCCCAUUCCUCUCUGGGUCGUUGGCAACGGCAGCCUCGGUGUACCGGUGGGACCGCAGGGCGAUGUCUGCACGUGGCAACAUGGCGAAAAGCCCUUCACGAACACCAACGGAAGUCCGAGGUCCACUGUCUUUGUUAGAAUCAAGUGGCCUGGAUACAACAUAUGGGAGUCGCAGAUACGGAUGAAAAAUGACAGUCGACCCGAGGACUCGUAUACCUUCAGACGACUGGUCAAUCAGACUAGGAUGAAAGUCCGAAAAUUCGUCUCCGACAAUACGUCUACGCCGUGUCGGAAUUCACGAUGGGUUGUCGGCGAUAUGCCAGGCCAAAUAUCAGCCAAGGACCUUAUACUUCUCGCCGUAGUUGUCGUAUCUCACGGCGCAAUCAUGCCCAUCCUCAAACUGCGCGAUGACUAUGUCCUCCGCAAUUCGUGCCCCUUCCAGACGGCAAGCACGGUGCCACCCUUCCACGUAUACGGGUCUUCGUUAGCCCCCUGCUCUUAUGAUCCCUUUGGUUCCGACAACCAAGAACUAUCCAGCUUGGGACAAUUUGAUUAUGUGCAGAUGCCCUGCUACUGA